AUGAUGCAGCCACUACCCUCACCGCGGUAUUAUACCGAUCUCCCCAACAAUGACGACCACCACCACGAUGACGAAUUUGAUGUUUCAUCCCAAAACGCGCGCAGCGACAACUCCAGAGCUGCGCUCAUGAACGACGAUCAUGAGGAAAAGUCUUGGGCUAUUGAUACAGAGGGGCGACAACAUGCACAUGUUGCCACAUCAUGUCAAUGCCAGUCAAAUCAACCGAGAAAGAAGAGGAGAUGGAUGUGCAAGACUAUCAUGUCCGUCAGAUCACUUCUAGACACAGUCAUGCUGGUGGUGAUUCUGGUGUUGGUUGCUGAGAGGCGGUGGCCGGAAUAUUCCAUCCUGCCAGGGAAACAAAACAAUGAAGGGGCAAAGGGUGAAAUAGGGGGUGAUAUCACCGGGUUUGCGCCAUAUUUCUCUCAACAGAUAACAACCUUCCAACCCGACCCUCUUUUCGUCCCAGACAACAGCUCUGAUUUUUUCACCGAGGCCGUCAGGAAGAAGUGGCUGGGAAUCGUUCCUCGCGGACUCGGCUACGUGACUGUCAACAAAACCUCCUCCAACGGCCAAGAUUCAUUUGACAAUCUCCCGCACCCCCUGAAAGAGUAUCCAUCGUCAACCUUCACCACCUCGGUAACCCAUCAGAUCCACUGCCUUCACACCAUUGCCGGGGUGGUAGCAGCCUACGAGUCCAACAGAUUGGACAUGCUUCCAGAGGAGGGAGCGUGGCAUUUGAAUCAUUGUUUUGAUUACCUGAGACAGAGCAUAAUGUGCUGCGGUGAUGUUGCACUGGAGGGGCAGCACACAACGUUUCCAGAGGACUUUACAGGGAGCGAUGGCUGGGAUGCGAAGCAUGUUUGUCGGGAUUAUGGGGAAGUUUUGGAGUACUUGGAGGCAAACAGGGCCGAUGACCAGGUUUGGAUAUGAACGAUCAGAGACUAGGGCUGCACGUUGGCCGAGAACUCGAGGGUGAGAUGCAUUAAUUGGAGGCGUUUGGGCUACUAGGAUGGGCUGGCUUUUGAUUUAACGGCGUUCGGGCACUACCAUGAUGAUGGCAAUGAAGACCAAAUCCAAUCACG
Podospora bellae-mahoneyi is the source of this 1082-nucleotide messenger RNA. RefSeq lists its product as uncharacterized. The transcript is spliced from 3 exons. The record is from RefSeq and is a predicted model, not a curated record. NCBI's taxonomy places the organism in Eukaryota, Fungi, Ascomycota, Sordariomycetes, Sordariales, Podosporaceae. Gene Ontology annotation, biological process: mycotoxin biosynthetic process. The coding region runs from base 1 to 930 and encodes 309 amino acids.